AUGCAGUCAGCAAUCAAUCAGAAGAAGCGGCAAGAAGAGAAAAACUCUAAAUUAUUAAGGGAACUUGCCGGUCUCCCUUCUAAUAGGAACUGUUUUGAAUGCGGUCAACGUGGCCCAACUUAUGUUAAUAUUACAGAAGGAUCCUUCUGUUGCACAUCAUGCUCGGGUAUUUUACGUGGGCUUAACCCACCACAUAGGGUUAAAUCAAUUUCCAUGGCAACAUUCACAACAGAAGAAAUCGAAAAGCUCAAAAAUCUUGGAAACGCGGAGAAUUCCAGGACAUGGUUGGGGUUGUAUGGCGGAACUCCUCCGACGAUGACAAAUCGCGAAGAUAUUCAAGCGUUCAUAAACAAGAAAUACGAGCAAAAGGCUUGGUAUGUUUCAUCAGCUGAGCUGGCGGAACAAGAAAAACUACUCUUAAAAGCCAAAGAGAUCGCUAGCCAGGGAGCUUCUAGCACAAGCAGUCGUAGUUCAAAACCACCGGAAAUUGAUUUAUUUGCUUCUGAUCCCUUCGGUUCAAUCGCUCAGUCGAUACCGAGUAAUACCAAUAGCAUUCCAGGCGAUUCUUAUAAUGCUUCUUCCGCAUUACCUCCACAUCCUUUUUCUCCACCAGCAUGUAUGGCUCCUCCCCCUCCUCAACCUUCUCAAUAUCAGCAAAGGCAGCCUCCGUCGUUGAAUCCGGGACCUCCAGCUCAUCCCUUACCCCCAAAAUCGCCAUUCGAUGUACUCGAGAAUACAAAGCCUGUUGACCAGGCUCAAGUGAAGUCCGAGGGACCUAGGGAUAUUUUUGCUGAUUUCGAUAACAAGUUCAAUGGUUUGAGCAUAAAAUCGUCAAAUACGUGUGAAACAUUCAGUAACAUCGCUUUACCACCAAAUGCCAUAAUAAAGUCUGCCACUGUUUCGGGUUUUAAUCCCCUUGUACAGAAAAGCAACCCUUUCGAGAAUGAUAUGACUAUAGGAUCGUUAACAAGUGCCCCUAGUUCGGUAGCUCCCCCACCUCCGGUAUCUGCACCUGAGGUUAAGCCAGUUCAACAAUCGGACACGCCAACACCUUCGUUAAUAACGCAAUCAAGUUCCUGUGCUGAUAAGUACAGUGCACUUGCUGAACUGGAUCAACUUUUUCACAGUCAUCCAACAGGGCAAGGAGAUAGUAAGCCAGCAUGGAUGCCUAGUGGGUUCUCAACUGGUUUACCUCCUGCUACUUAUACCCCCGCUUUCCCCGAUCCUAAACCAGCCUUUCCUGAUACCAAACCCGCUUUCUCUGAAGCCAAGCCAGCGUUCCCAGAAUCUCGUCCCGCCGUUCUACCUAAUAGCUCAAAAAAUUACAUGAGCACGCCUAUGCCUAAGAGCAACACAAUGGGAGCUAUCACUGAUUAUGGAAUGAACAACCCUUUUCUCACCUCUCAACCUCAUGCUAAUUCUCAAGUUUCGUUGAACUCCAACCCUUUUGCCUCUCAGGAACCUGUUCAUCCGUUCGGAGCUCCUCAACAACAACAUCAAGUUCAGCCUUUCCCACAAGGAAUGAAUCAAGCUUGGCCGAACCCCUUCAAUAGUCAGACACCUCAGUUGUCAGCACCAUCGCAGAACACGAACGUCAGUUGGAAUCCAUUUUUAUGA
Messenger RNA from Auanema sp. JU1783, 1617 nucleotides. Lineage: Eukaryota; Metazoa; Nematoda; Chromadorea; Rhabditida; Rhabditidae. The record is from the annotation of a GenBank genome assembly.